AUGGAAGCUGCCCAGUUUAGAUGCCUGUUUCUCCUACUUCUUCUCACGUGUGAGCUGGUGCCAGAAGUUGGUGCAGAAGUUGAGAAAUCCUCAGAUGGUCCUGGCGCUACCCAGGAACCCACAUGGCUCACAGAUGUCCCAGCUGCCGUGGAAUUCAUCGCUGCUGCUGAGGUGGCUGUCCUAGGCUUCUUCCAGGAUUUAGAGAUACCAGCAGUGUCUAUAUUGCGUAGCAUGGUGCAGCAAUAUCCAGACGUGUCAUUUGGAAUCAGCACUGACUCUGAGGUUCUGACCCACUACAACAUCACUGGGAACAGCAUCUCCCUCUUCCGUCUUGUGGAUAAUGAACAACUGGAUUUAGACAGUGAAGAUAUUGAAAGCCUCGAUGCCACCAAAUUAAGCCGUUUCAUUGAGAUCAACAGCCUCUACUUGGUGACAGAGUACAAUCCUGUGACUGCGAUUGGCCUGUUUAACAGCAUGAUUCAGAUUCAUCUCCUCCUGCUGAUGAACAAGGCCUCCCCAGAGUAUGAAGAGAGCGUGCACAGAUACCAGAAGGCAGCUCGGCUCUUCCAGGGAAAGAUUCUCUUUAUUCUGGUGGACAGUGGUCUGCGGGAAAAUGAGAGGGUGAUGUCAUUUUUCAAACUAAACAAGUCUCAACUGCCAGCUUUGGCAAUUUAUCGGACUCUGGAUGAGGAGUGGGACACGCUGCCCAUAGCAGAAGUUUCAGUAGAGCACGUGCAAAACUUUUGUGAUGGAUUCCUCCAAGGGAAAUUGUUGAGAGAAAAUCAUGAAUCAGAAGGAAAGACUCCAAAGGUGGAACUCUGA
Propithecus coquereli (Coquerel's sifaka) is the source of this 822-nucleotide messenger RNA. RefSeq names its product endoplasmic reticulum protein 27 (gene ERP27). The transcript is spliced from 7 exons. Lineage: Eukaryota; Metazoa; Chordata; Mammalia; Primates; Indriidae. The record is from RefSeq and is a predicted model, not a curated record. The coding region runs from base 1 to 822 and encodes 273 amino acids. Gene Ontology annotation, biological process: protein folding; response to endoplasmic reticulum stress. Gene Ontology annotation, cellular component: endoplasmic reticulum.